GUAGGAUCGAAUAGCACAUUAUCACUCCUCGGUGCUUUGUUGCUUUGUCCUCAUUCACCUUGUCUUACGCAGAACUGAAUACCCGUUACGGGGUGUUGAACCAAACCCAGAACAGUUCGAAGACACUAUACCGACCCCUGCAUUUAAUCCAAGACCUUAAGAAGAACUCUCUCCUACCUCCUGCCCCUCGCAGAUUCAAGUUCAUAGUCAAUACGGAAUGGUCGCUUGACUCUUGUCUUCUUUCCCCACCUUUCAAAAGACCACCUUCUGCCCAGCAUCGUAUAUUGAAAAUUAAUAUCUCGACAAAUUCGUGGCUGCAGCACUUUCGUGACCAUGGUGGCAAUCAAUUUUGGGCGUGAACCUAAGGAGGCAGCCAACAUUCGAACAACAACGAGAGAACACCAGGCGAAUGAGGACACCCAGAGCUUAGAAGAAAGGAAUGAGAGGGAAUUGCUUGAACACCCAGAUGAGGUUACCCAGGAAGCACAGGUCGGAGUCCAGAAAGCCGAAGCUACGGCUUUGGUAUGGUCCAAAACCGCCUUGUAUGCGACAUAUGCCUGGAUCUGGUUAUGCUUCUUCGUUCUGUCUAUGCAAUCGUCUAUUAGCAGCAACGUGAUCUACUACGCAUACGCAAACUUCGCUUCAGCUCCUCAAAUAUCCCAGGCAUUCAUUGUCUCGACAAUCAUUGGAGGAGUUCUUCAACUUCCUAUCGCAAAAUCUCUUAAUCUAUGGGGCCGCGCCGAGGGGUUCCUGGCUUUAUUGCUGGUAUUCAUCCUAGGACUCAUCGUAAUCGCCGCAUGCGAUGGUCCUAAUGGGUUUGCAGCUGGUUACACCCUAUACUGGAUCGGUUAUACUGCCCUGAAUUUCAUUCUGACAGUCUUCGUUGCCGACGCGUCCGGGCUGCGAAAUCGAGCUUUCGUCUACGCGUUUAUCGGUACACCCACGAUCUGUACGGCCUUUGUAGGGCCCCUCAUUGCUCAGGCAUUCCUGACCCAUUCUACCUGGCGUUGGGCUUACGGCUGUUUCGCUAUCAUCACCUUUUUCGUCUUUGUGCCUCUUGCUCUCGUGUUCAAGUUCUAUCAACGCAAAGCCGAGAAGUUGAAUCUUUUUAUUCGGGUCCCGAGUGGUCGAACGACGGCGCAGUCGUUCGUUCAUUACUUCCACGAGUUUGAUAUUGUUGGCGCUUUCAUCCUCAUGGCGGCCUUCAUCCUGUUCCUUCUGCCGUUCAGUCUUGAGACUUAUGGCUUUAGUGGAUACUCCUCGGCGACUUUUAUCGCCAUGGUUGUCAUUGGAAUCUUGCUAUUCCCAGUCUUUGCUGUUUGGGAGCGGUUCUUUGCCAGAACUCCUUUCAUCAAAUGGGAGUUAUUCAAAAAGCGCACAGUUCUUGGAGCUUGCAUCUUGUCGGCUGUGAUUUUCUUUAACUACUACACGUGGGAUCAGUACUUUUACUAUUACGUGCAAGUCGUCUACAACCUGGACACCUCGAAGACAGGAUACAUGACACAGAUAUAUGGCGUUGGAUCGACCAUCUGGGCAGUUCUGUUCGGCAUCUGGAUUCGUCAGACCAAACACUUUAAGAACGUCUGUCUUUACUUCGGUGCACCACUAAUGCUACUUGGCGCGGGUCUUAUGAUUCACUUCCGAGGCUCCCAAAGUAACAUCGGAUACCUGGUUAUGUGUCAAAUUCUCAUUGCAUUUGGCGGUGGCACUCUUAUUAUCGGUGAUGAGAUGGCUGUUAUGGCUGCCGCUGACCGUGAUGGCGUCCCACUGAUGAUUGCUAUGAUCAGUUUGUCCUCUAGUUUUGGCGGAGCUAUUGGCUACGCCGUUGCAGUCGCCAUUUAUUCCAAUACAUUCCCCCAGGCCUUGCUCAGGGCGCUUCCCGAUUCAGCCAAGGCUGAUUAUGCAACCAUCUACGCCGGUGGCUCGGCAGCUCAGCUCUUGUACCCCCCUGGUAGUGAGACAAGGAACGCGAUCAACCACGCGUGGGCAUACAGCCAGAAGUACGAGUGCAUUACGGCGGCUGUUCUUCUCGUUCUCGCUUUCCCAGCGAUUGCCAUGUGGAAGAAUUACAAUGUCGGCAAAAAGCAAGUGAAAGGCACCGUCAUCUAAUACUUGAAGUGUGCUUCGAGAUUGUGACUGAUGCGGAUUAGUAUGGAGAGACUAGAUAGUAGAGGAUAGAUCGCCAAUCAUAGCAUUGCAAUAUAAGCACUGAAUAAACUGCAGAUAAUUUCCUUGU
This is a messenger RNA of Penicillium samsonianum, 2236 nucleotides long. RefSeq names its product siderochrome-iron transporter crmC (gene crmC). Gene Ontology annotation, molecular function: transmembrane transporter activity. The record is from RefSeq and is a predicted model, not a curated record. Gene Ontology annotation, biological process: transmembrane transport. The transcript is spliced from 2 exons. NCBI's taxonomy places the organism in Eukaryota, Fungi, Ascomycota, Eurotiomycetes, Eurotiales, Aspergillaceae. The coding region runs from base 334 to 2109 and encodes 591 amino acids.